AUGAGAUCAAUAAAAUUAUUAUCUAGUGAUGAACCACAUGCACCAUCUAGAGAUGUGCGGCAACGAGCUUUUGAACUCAUUCGUCGAUGGUCUACUAGUGCUAUUACAACUUGUAUGAUAAUUUUUUGGACUGGUACUCAACAACCAUUGCCGAAUGCUGAAUGGGUGGCUAUAGUAUCAUCUGCUUAUUAUAUAACAUCAAUGAUUACAAUAACUAAUGGUGCUGAACAUGUUCCAAUGACACCUCCAUCACCAUUAGAAUCACCAUCGCAUAAUCCUGCUUCGACAUUGUUAUGA
This is a messenger RNA of Rotaria sordida, 297 nucleotides long. The record is from the annotation of a GenBank genome assembly. NCBI's taxonomy places the organism in Eukaryota, Metazoa, Rotifera, Eurotatoria, Philodinida, Philodinidae.